Myripristis murdjan (pinecone soldierfish) is the source of this 3101-nucleotide messenger RNA. RefSeq names its product transmembrane protein 59-like (gene tmem59l). The transcript is spliced from 8 exons. The record is from RefSeq and is a predicted model, not a curated record. NCBI's taxonomy places the organism in Eukaryota, Metazoa, Chordata, Actinopteri, Holocentriformes, Holocentridae. The coding region runs from base 109 to 1125 and encodes 338 amino acids.
CAGAGCAGAUAGGACCCGGGUUGAGGCAGCAGCAUCUCGACUAGCAGCAGCACCAUAAAGGGAGCUUGCCGAGGCUGAAGCUGAUCUGAUAUCGAGGCUGACUUGGAGAUGCUCCGGCUCGGCGGCAGGAUGUGCGGCUUCUCCGCCCUGGUCUCGGUGCUCCUAGCGGGGCUGGCGGCGGCAUCCUCAGAUCUGUUUGACAACCAACUGGGCGACAUCAAUUACUGCAAAAAGCAAUGCCAGCUCACCAUCAAAAACAAAAGCCCUGCUAAAGACUCCAUAAUGAACGCCUGUCACCGUGGCUGUCGUCUCUACUCCAUCUGCCAGUUUGUCAAUGGCAACGCUGGCUUCAAUACCAGCAGGGAGGAGUGUCAGGGAGCCUGCCAGGAGGCAUAUAUUAAGCUGUUGGAACAGGAGGCCUGCAGCACUGGUUGUGCCAGCCAACCUUCUGAACCUGAGAUCAAGAGGAGGAAGCUCAAGGCCCUGACCCACCGCCCCAAGCCCCCCUCGGUCAUGGAGGCCGUGUCCAGCUGGUGCAAUGACAUCGUCAGCUCCGCCCAGAGCUUCAUCUCCUCCACUUGGACCUUCUACCUGCAGGCCGAUGAUGGCAAGGUGGUGGUCUUCCAGAGCCAGCCAGAGAUGGAGUACUCUCUGCCCGAGCUGCAGGCGCCUCGAUCCAAUGUGGCCGACAAACCCUGGCCUCAAGUCCACUCUCACACCCAGAGGCCCCACGGUGUGAGGGGACACGGAGACAAGGGAGCAUCCAAAGCAGGAGGCAAAGGGAAGCACCCCGUCCAGCAUGCAGACGAUCCCACGGCUGAGCACGACUUCCUGGGCUGCAUGUCGAGGCGCUCAGGUCUUCCGCGGUGGAUUUUAGCAGCCUGUCUCUUCCUUUCCAUCAUGGUCAUGUUGUGGCUGAGCUGUGCCAGCCUCGUCACCGCGCCGGAGCAGCACAUCAAGACGCAGCUGAGCAUCAAUGGAGACAAAGAGUUCCUGGACGAUGCCCACAAAGUCAACCCGUACCACCUGACUCCUGUGAUUGCUGUCGGCGUGAAACAGUCAGAGGAGAGCCAGGAGGCGGGGCCGCUGCCGGUCAAAGUCGACCUCAACAAAACAUGCAUUUAGACGAGCCCAACGGGAGAGUAGCUAGCUAUCUUGUUUCCCAGGGUAACCAUGUUUAAAAAUUGCAGGCCCUCAGUGAAAGGGGCGCAACAAACACAUCACAAGACUCACACGCUCAGUCACCGGAUCUGUUUUUUUUUUUCUUUCUUUCAAACAUAUGUUUUAACAGCAUGGCAUCCUCCCAUCAAUAAAGAUUACGCUGUCAAAACAUCUGAGUUGAUGUGAUGGGUUUCGCAGUUAGCUAUGCUUGUCACGCGUUUCCUUGUACAGUACAGCUCCCAUGACGUCAUCCGGAUCCAUCCUAUACUUACAAAAACCUUAGUGAUCAAACCGCUCAUUGCUUAUUGAUCGGUCAGUGUAAAGUGACUACUAAAUGUAACCACUCAAAAUGUCUCCGAGCCAUGCUGGAGGCAAGGCGGCAGGAUGGAUUACAGCUAAAAGCUUUCAAAGAAUUUUUUUUUUUUUUUUUAUGUCUAGUGCAGCAGAGAGAGGGCACACACUGAGACUCAAUUUGGAGAUGAAUUUGAAUUUCCUCUUUCUCACAGACAGUUUAGAUUAAUUGAUGACUCGCCAGGAAGGGAAAAAGGUAGACAGGGAGAUGGGAAGAAGAGAAGAUGAAUGAAAAGAAGAGCAAAACACUUGGAGAGCACUCUCGAGAGCGCUGCGGGAAACAGACACUCUAGUAUACGGUCUGUUUGAUAAUCAGCAAUGUGAACUGCAAUAUUAUCUCCUUAAAUAUUCCACCUGUAAGUGAAAGCUAAUAGUCUAUAAAUUGUAGAUCGGUGUUUCUUUUCCCGCUCUGCAUCAAAUAUUUCUCACUUGAUCUACCCAAUCUCACUGAAAUCUGACAUUUUGCAAGGGAAAAAAAAAACACAUAUCUGCUUUGAAAAACUAUUGUAUGCCUGCUGACACCUUGUUCUUUGUAUGUAUGUGUGUGUGUGUGUGUGUGUGUGUGUGUGUGUGUGUGUGUGUGAGACUCUGGGUGUGUCUGUAUGCAUGAGUUUAUCUACACACGAGCAUGCAUUCAUGCAGAUUUGUGGGGAAUGGAUUUCACACGACAAAAAGCAGGUAGAAAAACAAAACUGGAAUUGGAACCGGAUUCAAAACUGCAGGCUCCGUCUGAGACUGAAAAACUCCUAAGGUUUAUUUAUUUAACUUUUUUUUUUUUCCUGUAUUUAUUCAGAAUCAGCGACAUGAGUUACCUGUUAAAUAGUGUUAUUGAAGUGCCAUGUACAGUAAAUUCAUCAUACAAAUGUAAUUGCUAUGUCUGUAAAAUACAUUCUAACACUUUUUCCAGAGUUGGAAAGCGACACAGAGUUGGGGGGGAAUGCGCUUAUUACUGUAUUAUUCUGAUCAUGUUAUUACUCUUAUAUCACUUAAAGAGUUCUUAGCUCUUACAUGUGCCAUGUGCUUUCUAAUAGUCGACUAUUUUCUAUGUCAUAGAAGCACAUACUGAAGGGAUAGCCUAUGUAACAAUGUGUAAUGCAAGACUUUUAGCAUAGACUUUGUUAUUGAACAGAGUUGCACAGUCUUAGAGAAGAUUUUUCUGUUUUCCUCUUCAGUGCUUUUGAUGUCCCGUAAUGCUCUCUUUUAAUCCAGGCUAUGUAGACGAUACACAGUGCAUGCUAGUGACGCUUCACCAGUUUAUCUUAACUGCCCAUAUCUGUAUGGCAGGACUCUACUGUAGACUUGUGAUUUUUUGUGUUGCUAUUUACUGUAAACGUUGACUAGAAUGUGUAAUAAUUAAUAAGAAUGAUAAUAUUCUCAUGAUUUACAUGAUUUAAGGGAAGAACUCUAAUUUAAAAAGCCAUUCAAUAUCAGUGCUGGUUCGAACAGGAAGGAACAUCAUGUGAGGCAUGAUGGGGAAAUCAAAGUGUACCCUGUAUCAAACUGAACUGUUUCCUUUUUACUGGUCUGUUUAUUUUCAAUGAAAUGAUACUUACCACAUGACAAAUAAAGUGUUUUCAUGUUAAAUAACA